AUGGAAGAAGACCCAACUACACAGCUUCUAGCUUUACUUCAAUCUAAAACUGAAGAGCUUAAUACUCUUCAAUCCCAGCAAAACUCCUCACAAUCUGCUGUCCUUUCGAGAGAAAUUAUCAAUUUAGUUGAUACUGCUCCGCCACUUAAUGGCCUCCCCAAGCUUGCCAGAGCCAAACUCCUGUAUUACAAAGGCCGCGCCUUAGCUACAAAAGAUACCUAUGACAAGUCAGCUGAAGACAACCUUACCAGAAGUGUCAAGCUUGACCCCACAAAUGGAGAUGCAUGGAAUUGGAUGGGCGAAAUGUUAUAUCUAAAAGGCGACUACGCCCAAAGCAUAAUUAAAAUAUGGCGUCGCUCCAAUUUAUGGUCUCCUGACCCAAAAUUUAUCUCUUGCAUAUAUUUUAAUUUAUGAGGUUUGGCAUCCACUUAUGAAAUUAUCCCCAGCUAUAUCAGGGAAGCAAGAGCUGGGUGCUGUUUCCUACGGACUCCUGACCUUAGAGAAUGAAUUUUCCAGAAGGGUACCACUUACCCAGAGGUGGAGACUGGAAUCUUUAGGGUUCCGUUCGGACCUAAGUAAGUGUCUGAGCUCAAAGAAGAGUCAUCAAAGCCUUAACUCUAAGAUUCGCGUCUUCUUUUGGUGGUCAAAGUUGGAGAUGGCCAUACCUUUGGCGGGCACAAAAUUCGCCCCAGAGCGGUGCUAGAGGUAGCUGCAUCAAGCAACCUAUAAGUGGACGUUAAACUUGUAUAGAUUAAUUAAUAUUAAGACUACGCCCAAAGCAAACGUUGCUUUGAAGGCGCUUUAGAACACACAGGCCCUAAUAAAGAAAUUUUAAGAAAAUUAUCAAUGAUUUCAAGAUUUGUGGGAAAUGAUGAGGAAAGAAAAAAUAAUGUGGCUAAUAGUGUAGGACUAGCUAAACAAGCUUUAGCUAUUGAUAUUAAGGAUGGGAAUUCUUGGUAUGUCCUUGCAAAUGCUCAUUUGACCAAUUUUUUUAUUAAUAGGCCAUCAUCUGAAGAAUUAAACAGAGCUCUGAAGGCAUAUGGACAAGCUGAAAACUUUUUGGACGCGCCGAAUCCAGAUUUAUGCUAUAAUAGAGGAGAAGCUUAUAAGUACCUAGAAAGGUACCAAGAAGCAAUAAUAGAGUUCCAAAAAGCCCAUGAAUUAGACCCAGCGUUAAAUGCUCAAGGACAAAUCAGCCAAAUCAUGGAACUAGUCAGCUUGAUUAACCAAAAAAUCCGAACAAGCUGUGGGAUCAAGAAAAAAACGCUAUCUGCAAUGGUAAAAACAAUGCCUAUCACUAUAAAAAGCAAGCCAUUUGGAGAAAACUACAGCCCUGCCCACUUAGGACUGCUUGAAGCUGGCAAAAAUCAAUCAAAAAUCCUCAUCUGUAAAGUCUUAGGAACUGCUGCUAGCGGCCCAGAAGCGACUCCUGCCGUUUUUAUCGCUUGUGACUCUCAAGGCAUCUUUUUUUGUUUAAGUGUUUACAAUAUAAAUUCCCAAAUCCAUCAGCUUUUUACCUUUGAGUCAGUCCUUUUUAUAGGAGAUCCUUUACUAUCAAAAGUCCAGCUUACUUUUGGAGAAAUUGUAAAAAAUAUAUAGAACAUUGAAUAUUGAAAUAUAAAAGUGGUCGACCCGAAUUCACUGCUAAUUGAUAGCAAAAAAAUAGAAGGAGCAUGCAGCCCAGGGGUUGUUGUUAACCAGGCUUUAUAA
This is a messenger RNA of Blepharisma stoltei, 1710 nucleotides long. The record is from the annotation of a GenBank genome assembly. Lineage: Eukaryota; Ciliophora; Heterotrichea; Heterotrichida; Blepharismidae.